This is a messenger RNA of Pochonia chlamydosporia 170, 972 nucleotides long. Its product is annotated as twinfilin-1. The coding region runs from base 1 to 972 and encodes 323 amino acids. The transcript has a single exon. Lineage: Eukaryota; Fungi; Ascomycota; Sordariomycetes; Hypocreales; Clavicipitaceae. Gene Ontology annotation, molecular function: zinc ion binding; DNA binding. The record is from RefSeq and is a predicted model, not a curated record. Gene Ontology annotation, cellular component: nucleus. Gene Ontology annotation, biological process: DNA-templated transcription.
AUGCCGCAAAUGUCCGCAACGCCGCAUAAGACCACCUCCCAUCUCAUCUCUCUGGCUUCAACACCAAAUUCGUCAUCAUGUCCGCAGAGACCGUAUCUUCAGUAUCGCUAUCCCCGUACUCGUGCGUGGGAUGCCGCGAGGCAAAGAGGAAAUGUGAUCGCAUCCACCCGGAGUGUACGCUCUGUGCUCAGUAAGCACCUCCCUCAAACAAAUCGCAAUCCACAUCUCAUCGAGAAUUCUAGAAAAAACAUCCCAUGUUCGUAUCCUCAUCGUCGGAAACGAAGGGAAUUACGGAAACCGCCCGAUGUAUCGUCACCAACUUCCAGCAGCAAUGUAGCCAGUCCGGAGUCAUCUUUGGGCAGGCGGCCUGUGCCUGUGGUGUCUGCUGCAGCAGCUACCUUGUUGGCCGAACGCUUCAUGGACCCUGAGCUGUUUUCUCUUGCGCAGCUUGAACUUCCCACGCUGAAUCUAGAGUCUCUCGUCACGGAAGAAGUGGAAGGUUUGGUGGGCGACGUGCGAAAAAUUCAGGCCACAGGCCAAUUUUUCUUCGAGACAGUCCAUUCAUGGAUGCCUAUUGUUUGCAAAAUCGGCUUCUCGCAGUCUCUUCUCAAAAGAAUGACGCACCAGAGGGCAGAGUUCUUCCUGCUGGUACUGUCAAUGAAGUUGUGUAGUUCUCGUGUCACAGAGGCCAGAAGCCAUUUUUACCAACUCGUCAGACAGUAUUACGCUGACCUUGAAAGAUCGGGAGUCAUGUCUCUCUUGGUGCUUCAAGCAGGCGUUCUUAUUGCCCUGUAUGAAAUGGGCCAUGGCCUCUACCCUGACGCAUACCUCUCCGUUAGCGAAUGUGCUCGAUAUGGCGCUGCCCUGGGUGUCGAUAAAACCAUCGUGUCUAGAGGGGCGACGAACACCAAGUGGCCAGAUUUGGAAGAGGCUCGCCGAGUGUGGUGGUCAAUUUUGGUCCUCGAUAGGUGA